AUGCUGAUACACAGGCUUCUGGUUCAACCAAUAUUAGAGGACCGGAGGAUUGGAGAAGAGCCCAUUAAAGGAGUCGGUCGGGAGAAGAAUAUGGAUCAAUUGAUGGUGGAAAGUUGCGGAUCUGCCACCGUAGAAGACGCAGCAGCUUGCGCUCCUCCCCAUCCUCCUCCUCCUCCUCCGCCGACUGCUCACCGGAGGCCAAGAGUGAGGGAGGUGAGCUCUAGGUUCAUGUCUCCUGCGGUUUCCACUGGUGAUCUCCCUCAUCCCCUGCCUACUAAAUCGCCCCUCCCGAAACAUCAUCAACAUGGCAUCUCAACUCCAAGCUCGACGCUUGCGGAAAUUCAGUCGAGGCAGCGCUCUUCCUCUGUGAAUAGGCGGCGGAGGCACUUGGACUUGGAGCCCUUCCGCUGCUCCGACGAGAACAGACCCACCGGCUUCUCCUCCAUUCACACUCCGAGUCAGAGUUGGGAAAUCCCUCUCCCACCGGAACAGAUGCUUAAUUAUACUGGGAGGAAACAGCGUCCUGUGAAGCCAUUCAAAGAAAACGGAGGCGGCAAAGUCCUACAGCAACAGCAGAAGCAGCAUCUUACAAAAACCUGCACCGGGAAAGGCAGCAAUGCUUUUACCACACCCUCAAGACCUGAUACACCCAUUGUGACUGCUAGUCUAGAUAGGACGUCUAGAUUCAGACUCAUUCAGCAGCGGUCUACCAACAUCACACCCACAGCAGCCGCUAAGCUCUUGCAGUCUAGCGGGAUGUCUUUACCUGCUCCACCUAUCAAUCUAGUUACUGAGACUGAGGCAAACACCCAAGACGCCACUUCUGCUCCCCAACUUGAUCCUUCUUCACCAAGUUCACUUCCCGAUGUAAAUAAUCAGAGUCAAAUGCCAGUUGUACCAAGCUGCUCAACAAGGUGUCUUCCUGAUAUCCGCUCUUCCAUGCCUGAGGCCGAUUUGUUGCCAUCCGUUUCUAGUAGACAGCUCGUUGACAAAAGUAGCGGCAGCAGGGGUAAUGCUACUGUCACUGUCAGUGACGAUUUUUUUAAAUGUUCUGCUUCCCCUUGCUCCCGUUCUCUGAAAUUGCCAUUAUCAAGUUCCGACAUCUUAUCCUUCCAGCCAAACAAAGGGAGUGAAAGAUUAACAUCUGUGCUGUCCAAGCCAUAUACAAACACAGGGAAGAUGGGUGGCUUAUGUCUUCCCCCUGUCCCACCAUCUACAAGUGCAAAGCUGAGCUCAGAUACAAGGAGAGGAAAGAAAGUUUCUGGACACCUAGAAGACGUGCACUCCUUGAGAGUGCUUCAUAACCGCUAUCUGCAGUGGAGAUAUACCAAUGCAAGAGCAGAGGCUUCCAUGCGAGCACAGCAGAGAGAAACUGAGAGAACACUUUAUUCUCUUGCGGUAAAGAUAGCAGAACUAUAUGAUUCUGUCAAGAGGAAACGGAUAGAACUCGGCAUUUUGCAAAGAACAGAGACUUUAUCAGCAAUUCUUGAUGCUCAAAUUCCGUAUUUGGACCAGUGGUUUGCUCUUCAAGGGGAUCAUUCAAGUUCUCUGGCAGAAGCAACACAAGCUUUGUCGAAUGCCUCAUUUCAACUUCCAAUCAGUGGCAAUGUUAGGGUCGAUCUACAAGAGGUAAAAGAGGCACUGAACUCAGCAGUGGAAGUGAUGGAGAUCAUAGAUCUCCAAGUUCAGCGAUCUACAGCAAAGGCAGAAGAAACAGAAAAUUUGAUUUCAGAACUAGCCAGAGUGACUGGUGGAGAAAGAGCUCUUAUUGAAGAAUGUGGAAAUAUGUUGUCCAAGACAUAUACAACGCAGGAAAUUUUAUUUAGAAAUUAUGCUCUGCUUUCAGGUGAAAGAGUGGAGCUUAAGGGGCCAGAUAAUCCAGUUGAAACGUUGCUGUUCUUGAAAAGCAUUUCUUCAACGAAGACUGAGCAAUGA
This is a messenger RNA of Prunus armeniaca (apricot), 1935 nucleotides long. Lineage: Eukaryota; Viridiplantae; Streptophyta; Magnoliopsida; Rosales; Rosaceae. The record is from the annotation of a GenBank genome assembly.